Molecule: messenger RNA, 2475 nt
Organism: Linum tenue
Lineage: Eukaryota; Viridiplantae; Streptophyta; Magnoliopsida; Malpighiales; Linaceae
Source: the annotation of a GenBank genome assembly
GGCAAACAUCCUAGUAAUUCACGCAACCCAAGCGCCGCCCUGGAACCAGGAAACUCCGCCGUGUUGACCGACCAACUGAGUGCGACGUCGUUUCAGCGGUCCGCCAUCUUCAACAACCGCGCGCUCUGCCAGCCACCACCCAACAAAAAUUAACUUCCAGCUUGCUUUCAUUCACGCUCCAGCUCACUUCUGCACAAGACGCGUGUGCCACACUUCCUCACCGCAUUCCUGGCGUUUUCCAACGUUCCCCGCCCCUGCUUGCUGCCACUGAGAUAGAUAGACGUUGUUGAGAAUCAAAUUCGCCCUGUCCCAUAGAUCUCUCCUCUCAACCCUAAAUCUCUUCGCCCCCACAAUCCCCAAUUAUACAUCUUUUGGGGUUUUGGGUUGAUCGACCCCGACUGUAAUUUGACCAAUUACGGGGGUUUUUUUUUUGAAGCGAAUUAGCUAGCUCCAUCUGCCGCCGUCAUCAUCCGUCGUUGGUGGAACUUGGGAAUCAAGAAAAGAACCCAACGCUCACUCUGUUUCCUUGGGGGCGAAAGUUGGGGAAAUGAUCUGGUGAAAUCUGGUGCGGAGAAAUCGAGUGUGGAAGCUUUUCCCCCCACCAAAAAGGGAGAAUAUUUAGGGCCUAGCUGGGGGUAAUUCACAUUGUAGUAGAGAAGGGUUUUCUGUAUCUUUGUUGAACUUUCAAGUUCUUUGGAGGGUUUUUGGGAUGGAAGGUAAGAAUCCGGUGAGGUUUACUCUCCUAAAGCAGUCGUCUUUAGCGCCGGAAGGGGAAAGGGAUGGCUCCGGUACGUUCGAGGAAGCUCUGGAGGGCAUUGAUCCAGGUGUUCGAUUAAUGUACGCAGCGAAUGAAGGCAAUCUUGAUGGUAUCCAGGAGGUAUUGGAUUCGGGCGUUGAUGUCAAUUUCAGGGACAUUGAUGACCGGACGGCGCUUCACAUUGCAUCCUGCCAAGGUUUGACUGACGUCGCUGCGUUCUUGCUGGACAAAGGGGCCACAGUUGACCCCAAAGAUAGAUGGGGGAGCACGCCCCUUGCAGAUGCAAUAUAUUACAAAAACAAUGACGUGAUUAAGCUCUUGGAGAAGCGCGGUGCCAAGCCUCUGAUGGCCCCAAUGCAUGUCAACCAUGCUCGUGAAGUCCCGGAGUAUGAGAUCAAUUCCACUGAGCUUGAUCUCACUAACAGUGUGCAGAUAACUAAGGGAACUUAUUGCAUAGCAUCAUGGCGUGGGAUAGAAGUUGCUGUUAAAAUGCUCGGGGAGGAAGUCCUUUCAGAUGAGGAUAAAGUAAGAGCAUUCAGAGAUGAGCUAGAUUUGCUUCAGAAGAUAAGACACCCGAAUGUGGUUCAAUUUCUGGGUGCUGUUACUCAAAGUAGCCCGAUGAUGAUUGUGACAGAAUACUUACCAAAGGGAGAUCUUCGCGAGUACCUUAAACGAAAAGGCCCACUAAGACCAGCAAACGCUGUGAGAUUUGCUCUUGAUAUUGCAAGGGGUAUGAAUUAUCUACACGAGACCAGGCCAGAACCGAUAAUUCACCUGGACCUUGAGCCUUCAAAUAUAUUGCGGGAUGACUCAGGACAUCUCAAAGUUGCAGACUUUGGUGUUAGCAAGUUGCUCACGGUGAAAGAAAAGAAGCCUCUAACUUGCCAGGAUACUUCUUGUCGUUAUAUGGCCCCAGAGGUUUUCAGAAAUGAAGAAUAUGAUACCAAAGUGGAUGUCUUUUCCUUUGCAUUAAUACUACAAGAGAUGAUUGAAGGCUAUCCACCAUUUUAUAACAAGGAAGAUCCUGAUGUUCUUAAAGCAUAUGCUGGAACUGAGCGUCCUCCUUUUAAGGCUCCGCCAAAGUAUUAUCCGCAUGGGAUUAAAGAAUUGAUUGAGGAGUGCUGGCAUGAAAAUCCAGCCAAACGACCAACCUUCAGGGAAAUACUGACAAGACUGGAGUCUAUUUACAACAGAAUUGGUUACAAGAGGGGUUGGAAGAUAUGGGGUUGUUGCUGAUAGCUCUCUACUUGCAAAAGGUCAGCAACUGAUGCUGAUGAUCUAACUACAGUGAUUAGCCUGGUGUUCCUGGAGAUCAGCCUUUCCCUAUUCCUGUUAUUUUUGCUGCAGGGUGGGAGGGAAAAGAUAGAAACACCAGAGAGAGCUCCUAUAACUUUCGAUGGGGGAAAGUGACAAUUCAUCAUGUUAUGGAUUUCACAUGAGACUGACUGACAACCCCACUCACCAUACUGGUGCUGUAAUUCUGCUGUUGUUUGCCAAUGAAAUUGUGAAGAAUGCAGAUGUGAAUAGAUUUAGCAAUUACAGUGAUGUGGGUUAGACAUGGCUGUUGAUGAUGAUGAGUGUUCUUCCUUUUUCUUUUCUUCAUCUUUUGUCCAGUUCUCAAAGAAGAUGGUGACUAGUCCCAGUUCCAUUUAGUGGGGGCAAUAGUUUGAAGAACUGUGCUAGGAUUUGAUUAAUUCUUAACAUUCUACUGAGUGGAU